Messenger RNA from Trichomonas vaginalis G3, 2016 nucleotides. RefSeq lists its product as uncharacterized. The coding region runs from base 1 to 2016 and encodes 671 amino acids. The record is from RefSeq and is a predicted model, not a curated record. The transcript has a single exon. NCBI's taxonomy places the organism in Eukaryota, Parabasalia, Trichomonadida, Trichomonadidae.
AUGGGUAAAAGAGCUUCAGUUCCAAUCAACUAUUGCACAACAUUUUUUGUCGUUAUUUCGUUCAUUUUACUGUUUUGCUUUGGUGUAGUUUUAACAAAUGCAGUUAUUCUUCACAAGUAUCAAAUCUUCAAGACAUUAUUGCAGUUCUUGUCAACAUUCACAUCAAUUCUUUUCUAUUCCUCAAGAACAGUAUACAAGAUGGCAUCAUUAGUUGCAGAUUCACUUGGAUUGAGCUACAAUACAUCAGAAGUUUUAACAUUACUUGGUGCAGAAAAUGAAGCAAGUACAAUAUUAUCUGCAUCAGAAAUCAUUUCAUCUGAUAUCAAAGAAUUAAAUACAAAUAUUGAUUCGUUCUUGUCUCUCAAAACAGUUGCAAAAGAUUACAUCGGUAAUGUAACACUCUUAUUAACAAAUAUUCAAAUCAAACAGAACUUAUUGUAUAAGAACAAAUCAGGUAUUAUCAACAACAACAAAUUUUACUUCCAAUUAAAUGCAGCCAUGAAUGUCCAGACAUCUUAUAUUUCUAGUUACUCAUCUGAAUUCCAAGAAAACGCUUCAGAAUUCAGACAAACUAAAUGGUUCAUGUUCAUGUUAGAAAACAACUACAGAGUUAAUGAUGCCUUAGAUAUUUUGGCUGAAUAUGUUGCUAAUGAUAUGCUGGACUUUGCUGAAAACAAUAACAAAUUCGCUCUGAUCAUGUGCAUUGUUUUUGCUUGUAUAUCAGUGCUAGUUUUCCCAAUAACUUUGAUUAUGUUGAAGAUACAAGAAAAGAAAUACAUUUAUGUAAUUGAUUCAAUGCACAAGAUUCCAUCUCUUGUUAUUAUUCAACAUAUCUCUGAAUUAACAAAUAACAGUCUUGAAGAUAAAAACAAUAGAGCAGAAAUUGCUCUACAGAUUCAGAAUUCACAUGGAAUUCCAACAGUUUUGGUUUCUGUUUUAUCUGCUUUUUGCAUCAUAAUUUUCAUUGUUUUAUGCAUUGCAAACUAUUAUAUUUUGACAAAUUCAGCCGAAUCAUUCCGUGUAUUGCCAUUCCAAAUGAUGAAUGGUGCUCUCUUAGCCAAUCACAUUUAUGAUGAAAUGGCCACAAUGAAGAGAAUCUUUGCAGUAAAUCAAGAAAUCCCAUUCAAUGCUGAUAACUCAUAUAUGGCAACAGGAAUCUGGCCACAAACACAAGCAUCUAUUGAAACCGCUAUUGAUCAAAUGUUCUUUGGUGUUUCAGAAGAAACAAACAUCUCUUAUGGAUAUCUUUUGACUAAAUCCAAUUCCAGAGAUUUAUUCUUCCAAGGUGAGAAUGUUACAGGAACUUCACUCCAUGAUUUCAUGAUCAAAUUCGGAUAUGUUUUCUCUAUCGAAGUUGAUUCUUCUGAAAUUAAAUAUUUCAAUCCAUAUACAUCAGAUAACAGUGUCUUCAACAGAAAUAAUAUGAGACUGAACAACAUGUUACAUUACAACGAUAUUCACUUGUCAACUGGUGUUUUAGAUAAGAUCUUGAAUUACACAUUCUCAGAUAUGAAUGAUGUUAUUUACAACCAAGAAGUUAUGGCUAUUGUCACUCCUGUUGUCGGUUUCAUUGUAUUGGCUAUUUUUAUUGGAAUCUUCAUUUACUAUCAGUCAACAAUCUUGAGAACAUUUAGAUUCACAAUUAUGUCUCUUUCAAUGUUGGAUCAAAAGUUCAUUCAGACAAAUGAAAAACUAUUAGAUAUUGUUGCUGGCGAUUUCAACUCAGAUAAGCAGAGUGAAAGUAUUCCAAGCCACUACAUUGACUGUCUUAAAGAGAACACAUGUGAUCCAGUUAUUUUAACAACAAAGACAUUUGAAAUUUUACAGAUGAACAAUGCAGCAAAGAAAUUUUCGAAAUCAUCAUCACAGGCAAAGAACAUCGAAGAUAUCUUCGGAACAAUUCCAGAAGAAUUCAGAAAAGUCGUUGAAUCAAACAUUCCUUCAACAGCUAAGAUCGAGAGGACAAUGAAAGAUGAUGAAAACAAAGAAUAUAAAGCUCAAAUUUCUAUCACAUAG